AUGUCUGCCGACUCCCAGCGUACUCGGUCAAUGGCAUCUUCCGGUGAAAGCGGCGUGGUGCGCUGCAUGCCAACAAUUGUACCCCCACAAGCAGUCAGCGACCGAUCAAUCAUUGACAGCGUGGCCGGUUUCAUAAAUGACGUAACGUUGCAAGCUCAGGCACCGCUUGGCGACAGCAAAGAUCACAUUGUGUGGGUGCGCUUUGAAAAUGCGGCCGACAUUAGUGAUCCCUGCCUGGGUGAUGAUUGGGAGCUGGAGGGUGGGAUUGCACCUCCAUUGCUGUUGAUUUUAGGUUAUGUUAGCGGUGUACAGGUUUGGAUCGUACCGGCAAAUGGUGAAGCUAUUGAGGUACUCUCCUGGCGUCACGGCAGUGUGAAGUGUUUGCGUGUUCUACCAACGCCAAUAUCGGGGGAUCGUGAGUCAGCUACGGAAUCAGCUGACCAUUUUCAACACAAGCGUCCUUUAAUAGCACUUUGCGAUAGUGGGUUAGGCGGGGGCAGCGCCAAUGCGGCUGCCUCCAACGGCAGCUAUCAAUAUUGCGCAGUCAACUUCAUUUCCCUCAAAGAUGGAGAAACGGUGAAAAGCAUCAAGUUCAAAAGCAUGAUUGUAGACAUCCUUGCUAACCGUUCUUCGAUAGUAGUAACGUUCCCGGAGCGCAUAGCAGUAUUUGACGCUCGGACAUUAGAAGAUCGCCUCACUGUGACGACCUGCCACCCAAGUCCGGGCCUCAAUCCAAAUCCGGUAGCACUAGGAUUACGUUGGAUUGCAUACGCAGAGCGGCGCCUCAUCCCGUCAAAGCGGUCGAGCGGUGGUUGCGAAGGCGAUGGCGUAACGAGCUACACGGCUACGGUGCUAAAUGCAGCCAAAAGCUUUGGCAAAGGACUUCGCGAGCUCGGGGAACAGGUGGCUGCUGGUUUAACUGGUAGCCAUCUAGGGUCGAGUCUGGGUUCAAGCUUGGUCGGUGGUGGAGGUGGCUCCAGCUCCAGUGGUGUUGGCGGCGGCCUGAGUUCUGGAAGCAAUACUGGUUCGUCAAAUGAUAUUAAUGUCUUAAUGGCUGGAGGCAUUUUAGCUGGGGGAGGAACGGUUAGCGAAGCAAACCAACCAGGAAUUGUAACGGUAUUGGACAUCAAGUAUCCCGUAAAGGACGUGAGUCCCACGACAGGCACACCUGUUACGUCGAAUGGUGGUGACCCUAUAGUAGCCCACUUUCUCGCACAUUCAGAAGCUAUUGUCGCUUUGGCGUUCGACGCUCCCGGAAUGCUGCUUCUGACUGCAGACAAGCGUGGUCAUGACUUUCACGUAUUUCGGUUGCAGCCGCACCCAAGCGGUGCAUCCCUAGCGGCCGUACAUCAUUUGUACGUUUUGCACCGAGGAGACACGACGGCCAAAGUACAGGACGUGGCGUUUUCGCUUGAUUCGCGGUGGGUGGCGGUUUCGACGUUACGCGGUACAACUCAUGUGUUUCCCGUCACACCAUAUGGCGGUCCGGCUGGCGUUAGAACGCACGGCUCGCCCCAUGUUGUGAAUAGACUGUCCCGUUUUCAUCGAUCAGCUGGACUUUCCAUCGACGGACGGUCAAGUAGCCCUGUGUCGCACUCCGGUGAAAGUGGUACCGGUGCGAACCAUGUACCCACUGCCAUGGCUUAUGCAAAUCCUCGGACACCACCUUUUCCACAUCCAACCAUUCUCCAACCAUUAGCGCAGUUAAGGCAACCGUCUAAUUUGUUAGGAAGUGGGGGAGGGAGCAACGUUGGAGUCGGUGGUGGAAGUGGAUCAGCAUCAAGCAAAACGAUGAGCGGAACUCAUCACGGUCACCACAUAAGGCAAAGAAAUUCUUCCUCGUCUUCGUCGGACGAUCUUAUGAAACCGUUGCGUGUGUGCGCUAGCUUUGCCAAAGCUCGUUCGUGGUUGCUCGAUCCGCCAGGUUGUGUGGUACGCGAUACCCCCGCACAUCGCAUUCAGCGCAAACCAAUCGAUUCAUUGUUCAUCAUGGCUGCCCACGGCGCUCUGAUCCAGUACGAUCUUGAACCCAAACACGCCUCAGGAACACCAAAGGAAAAAAUAUGUGAUGAUACACCUAUCGAGUUAGAGGUAGAAGCAAAGGCACAAUGGUGUCUACAGCGACAAGAAAAUUCUUCUACUGGCGAUAUUCAACCACCACUUUCGUUGGACAACUGGCUGAUAAAGGAUAGAUUUAUAGAAGAAGGUGUCGUCGGUACAUCGGAUUCUGGAUCGAUUAAGGACUACGAUCGCCUGCUACAUUCACAUAAUCGUGGAAGUACGGGUAACAUCUCAGCUGAUCAUGAUGAUCGGUGGCUAUCACAAGUAGAGAUUAUAACUCAUGCCGGACCACAUCGUCGGUUGUGGAUGGGUCCGCAAUUUAUGUUUAAAACGUACAAUACACCGAGCGGCUCUCCAUUAUCGUCUAUAGACACAGAAGCAGUGGAAAUAUGUACUAGUAGUGGCAGCGGCAACGUGUUUAACCGAUCGCUUCAACGAUCCAAUCCGAUGAACAUGCCUUUAGUUGGAGGUAUGAUGAGGCCCUUGGUACCCGUACACAUUGAAUCAGGAUCAUGUAGUAGUUACGAACAGAGCCCGCGUAUGAUGAACAUGAAUGAGUUUCGCCAUCAUGAAAAUCUUGACAGUGAAUUUUCAUCUCUCGGUCCGGUGGAAUCACAAUUGCGCGAAGAUCUUGCAGAUGCAAUGCGCGAAUCACCGCAUAUUGCUACCGGAAAAGAUACUGCAGGAAAUCUCUCGGGAUCUGGCUUGGCAUGUGGUGUCAGCUGUCUAGGUAGCAACGUGGGACAACCUCAACAUCAGCACCAUUCUCCCUCAGUAACAAAUCAGCAAGCUUUGACAUCUACCACCGGUCUUUCGUCCGUUUCGUCCUGCUCGUCUACAUCGAUUUAUUCAUCUACACAUUCGCUGAGCUCAAUUUGUGAUCAGCAACAUCAACAAAUACUUCAACAGCAAUGUCACCAGCAACAGUACCAAUGUGGUGGAAGUGGUGGAUGUAAGGUAUCUGGGAGUAAUGAAGGCGAUGCUUCUGGAUGUUUCUUUGAAUGUAAGCAGCCUUCAAUAUUUGCUAGCAGCGGAGACAGUAGCAUCAAAGCUAGUGGAUUAGUUAAGAGAAAUGUUGGUAUAGUUCAAACAAAUGUGCAGCAUCAACACCAGAUGCACCAACAUAAUCAUUAUCCUGACCCUUGCAGACCAGAUUCGGGUGCUAGUGGGCGAAAUAUAGGAGGAGGUGGCAUCACAAUCGCAAAAGUCGUAAAUCCUCUAGGAACGGUUACUACGAUCAGCACUAUUGGUGGUGGUUCUGCUGGGCCAGAAAGCAUCGAAUCUGACGAUUUUAUGCAGGAAUGUGUUGAAUCGUAUCUGCACGAAAAUUGCGAUGAGGCGCUUUUUCGUCCAGUCGUAACUGUGCAUCACGAUAGCACAUCUGCUAAUAACCUACAUACACAAGAAUUAGACAUGGUUGAGAUGCGAUUCGGUCGUUACCGUGGCUCGUCAUUAGAUCGAACUGGAAGAAGUCGAGUUGAAGCUACUGAAAAAGGACGAUUGAUGGCCGUAGGCUGUGAUGAACGACCUCUCAGUCAACCAGCAUCUUUGAUUGCACGGGAUUUAAUUGUUCCGGUCAUCGAGGAAAAAAAUAUGCCGUACUUUACUAACAGUGCUGUAAUCAAACAACAUUCAAAGCAUCACACUGGCUCUGAAAUGACACAGGGGUCAGAUGGUAUUGAAACUAAUGUGCAGAUGGCAUCAACAAAUGAAAAAUUACUCACUCGACCUAAAAAAAUGUUGAGUAAAAAGGAAAUGAUGCAACAAACCAGUAACACUAGUAAACUUUCUAGAGAUGUUGAUAUUGAUCACAAGGACUCGGAAUUAGAAUCAGUUGCUAUGUUAAAGUUCAAGAUGAAUAACCCUUUAAAACCAUGUGAUGAAUUUGAAACAAUUGAAUUACCUGUGGCGGAUAACGAUCCAUUAGAAAGAGACACAAUAACAACAAAGAAGGAGAUGAAAAACUUUUUGAGAGGUAAAAACGAUGGCAGCAAAACCGAAGUAUAUACAAAAUGUCACUCGGGUACUAGUGUCGGUUCAAAGAAGAGCAAAGACAAAAAAGCACCUCAAUUGUUUGACUCUCCAAGUUCGGGAUCAGUAAAUACCGAACACAACGAUAAGAAGGAUUAUUGUAACACUCGAAGUAAUUCUGCACAAGAAAAAAAGAAUAUUAGCAUUGCUAACGUUGUUAUUGAAAGACGAGGUAACAAACGGACUCCAAACAGCCAAAAAGGCAAUUUGAAAGAUAAUAGAAAAGAAAAAGAGAUAUCGAUAGAAACAACUCGAUCUGUUUCACCGGUCGUAUUGAUGGAUAACGAGCAAUUACUUCCACCUUUAGAGGCCCUGAAAAUUGACGAUUUAGAGCUAUUCGGUGAUGACGUUGUGUAUGAACCACAUGUACAAGCAAACGAAUCAGUUAUCGGUAAAGAUGUUCUAAAGAUGUCGAACAACAAACAGUCCAACUAUAUAACUGGUCAUGAAAGAUCAUGCAUUGAAGCUAAAGACAUAAAAAUAAGAGAAGGUAUAAAUAGUGUUGAAGAAAAUGAGGGGAGUCUCGUGGCUGCAAAAUUAGUAAUGGAUACAUAUUAUGAUCCUUCUGCCACUGAUAACAAGUAUGAGGUGUUGGAUUUUGUUGAACCAUCUCACGCUUGUUCAGACUUUUCGGAGUUACGUACAGGUAAAAUAUCUGAAGAAUGUGUAGGUACCGAAAAUGGCGAGAAAACUCUGAUAAGUUUUGAAAGUCCAUUGAUAGAACAAGCAACAGUGAAUACAAAUCUUCUUAUAGAUGAAACAUUAUGUCAGAAACAACAAAAUCAGACAGUGGUUGAUAUGCAGAGCGUUUUUGCGAAUGGUAACAUAAUGUUGGCCAUGUGUUCUAGCUUGCGAGAAGCAUCCCCAUCCAUUGAGCCAGAAUCGACGGUCAUAACAAAUGAACAGGGUUAUUUUGGAGAAGGCACACAGUCCCGAGCUCAUACUUCAAGCCAAUGUGUGUUAAAACAACAUUCGAUAGAAGGUCAGGAUUCUGAUUAUAAGAGUUUGGAGCUAGAUAUAGAUAUCCAUUCGACUAGUGCUGUUGAGCAGGCGAACAUGAGCAACUCUUACAAUCCCACUUCUGACACGACGACUACUAUUGUUAGCCUACUCUCUUCAGCUUCUGAGGAUGAUGAAGAUGUAACGACUAACUCAACAAACAAUGACCAGGAAGAGGAAGCAGUUGGCCAUGAUACACUGCUAGAGGUAAAAGAUAUUGACACUGUAAAUAAGACAUCAGAACCAACUGGUAAACGACGACGACGCAAACGCACAAUUACCUAUCAAAAUAAUACUACUAGUACGACUAUAAACAUGGCAACCAUUGAUGCGAAGGAUGACGAUGGUGACGAAGAAGAGGAAAACGGUGACGAAGAUGAUGAAGAAUUGCAGCCUCUGAUAUCAAGUAACAAAACUUCGUCCUCUUCUCUUUCGGCACCGGCAACUACGAAAAGGGAUUCCUUUACAUACGGAGAAGGGCCAGGAAUUGGAAAUGAAACAGCCGUAUUACUUACACCACUGCCAACAGAAAAUGAAAGAUAUGUAACAAGUGAGGUACUGAAGCAACCAACUAUAAAUGCAACAGAAAUAACUGAAACUGUGAAUCCAAAGGACACCGUUAUUCAAGAACCCUCUGUCGCUACAGUGAAGUGUUCAACGACAAACAAUAAUGCAAAUAGCCUCAGUACUAGCAUAUUAGCUACUUCCAUUACGAGCAAGGCAACAAGUGCAAUUGCGGCGGGUGGCGGAAACGGUGGAAAUGGGAAGAAAAAAUCAAAAAAGAAGCGAAAAUAA
Anopheles marshallii is the source of this 5886-nucleotide messenger RNA. RefSeq lists its product as uncharacterized. Gene Ontology annotation, molecular function: protein binding. The transcript is spliced from 6 exons. Gene Ontology annotation, biological process: autophagy; response to starvation. Lineage: Eukaryota; Metazoa; Arthropoda; Insecta; Diptera; Culicidae. Gene Ontology annotation, cellular component: cytoplasm. The record is from RefSeq and is a predicted model, not a curated record. Bases 1 to 5886 code for a protein of 1961 amino acids.